Molecule: messenger RNA, 3182 nt
Organism: Ipomoea nil (Japanese morning glory)
Lineage: Eukaryota; Viridiplantae; Streptophyta; Magnoliopsida; Solanales; Convolvulaceae
Product: putative late blight resistance protein homolog R1A-3
Exons: 1
Coding region: 171-2966 (931 amino acids)
Biological process (GO): defense response to other organism
Molecular function (GO): ADP binding
Source: RefSeq, a predicted model, not a curated record
AUAUACACUCCCUGCGUCCGUAGUAUAUUCAUAUCUGUGGCUGUGGGCAGACUGAGAGAGUGUGAGGGUUAGGUAGGUGGAAGAUACCUUCAAAUUAAAUUCAUGAGAGAGAAGUAGAAGCCAAUUGCAAGUGUGAAAAGUCACAGCCGAGCUGAGCAAGACAGACAGAUAUGGCUUAUGCUGCCGUGACUUCCAUCUUGAACACCCUGGAUCAGUUCUUGAAUUAUAGUCCGAAUCUGUUCCUAGAAGAGAUCAAGUCCCUGCAUAAAAGGAUGUAUUCCUUGCAGGAAUUUCUGGAGUCCAGGGCCAUGGGAGGAAGGAAUAUCCAAAAGCUCAAAGUAGUCCACCAGGAAAUGGAAUCAAUCAUCAGAGAUGCAGCAUACAGAGCAGAAGAUAUCGUUGACUCCAAAGUAAGGGAAUUUCAUCAAUCAAUAACUGGAGAAGAGCAGAAUAAAGCUUGUGAAGAUCUUUGCCGGAUGCUACAACUAGUGAUAAAAGAGAUGGAAUCCACCAAAGAUGAUAUUUUGAACAAGAUUUCCCAAGGUCAAACCAAUGGCAACGGAAUCAAUCACAACUCCUCCGUACCGGUUUCUUUGAUCAGUAAUGGACUAUCCAUUCCAGAUCUGGAUGCUAGUAACUUAGUGGGCUUCAACCAGGAAUGGAAAAGAAUCAUGGAUAGGCUAACUGGCCACAAGAAGUCUAAUCUUGAUGUGGUCGCCAUUAUUGGCAUGGGUGGAGUUGGUAAAACCACCCUUGCUAGAAGAGCUUAUAAUGAACCUCUGCUCAAGGAUCAUUUUGAUUGCAGGGCAUGGACUACAGCAUCUCAACAGCAUAAUGUGAGAGGUAUGCUGCUUCACCUUUUAUUUUCCUUCAUGCCUCCAUCCGAGUCGCUUUACAGAAUUAGCAAUGGAGACUUAGCUUUUAAACUGUAUCAGCAAUUGAAAGGUAUGAGAUAUCUGAUUGUUAUAGAUGAUGUAUGGAGCCCUGAUGCCUGGGAUGCUGUGUUUAGAUCAUUUCCGGAUGAUAAAAACCAAAGUCGCAUUAUCUUAACUAGUAGAUAUACUGAGAUAGGAGCUUAUGUUAACCCUCAGAGCCAACCCCACCUGUUGAAUUUGUUUGACAAAGAUGAAAGUUGGAAACUGCUUUGCAAGAAAGUAUUUGGAAAAGGAAGAUGUCCUGAUGAACUGGUGAGUAUAGGGAAGGACAUUGCAGAAAAAUGCCGAGGCUUACCACUAGCAAUUGUUGUAGUUGCAGGGCACCUCUCUAAGAUCAGCAAGACAAUACAAGGAUGGGAGAGCGUUGCCAGAAACAUAGGCCAAAUUUUGAGUGAAGACCCGAAGCAGUGCUUGGAUGUACUUGCUUUGAGUUACAAACACUUGCCUCAACAUUUGAAACCUUGCUUUCUCUAUUUGGGAGCCUUUGCAGAAGACUCUGAGAUUCCUUUGAGGCGGCUGAUUAGGUUGUGGAUGGCGGAGGGGUUUCUCAAGGGCUCAAAAGAAAAGAGCUUGGAAGAGGUAGCAGAGGACUGCUUGGAGGAUCUUAUUCAAAGGAGUUUGGUUAUGGUUGGAAGGAUAAUCAAUGGAAGAAUCAAGACUUGUCGCAUCCAUGAUGUCCUGCGUGAUUUGUGUCUCAAAGAGUCUCAAAAAGACAACUUUCUUCACGUGCUUGUGGAACAGCAUCUAGAAAUUGCUCCUCAAGAUAUACUUACUCAACGUCGUGUUAGUUCCCACUGUCAAAACAUUUCCACAAAACCUUCUUCUGAUCAUGUUGUUUCACUUUCCCGUUCCUUUCUUGCCUUCAAGGUUUCAGCUGGUUCCUUCCUUCCCAGUAUGAAUUUCAAGUUGCUGAGAGUGCUAGACAUCAUGUCAUUGCAUCAUAUUAGUUUUCCAGAUGAGAUAGUACACCUCAUCAACCUCAGGUACCUUGCACUAACCCCUUGUGAUACUGAAAUUCCAGCAUCAAUAUCCAAUCUUUGGAGCCUACAAUGUUUGGUUCUUUGUUUUGAAUCUGAUGGACCAGCUUUACCGCCAGAAAUUUGGAAGUUACAACAGCUUAGGCAUCUUCAUGUUAAUACUUGGGUUUCUCUUCCCCAGCCUACAUCUAAGUCCUCACAUUUACCAAAUUUGCAAACACUUUCUAAAAUAAGCCUUUCCAGUUGCACCAAGGACGUUUUUUCUUCCACUUCAAAUCUAAAAAAACUGGCCAUUUCUGAAAUAGUCGACACUUUGAGUUCCCCAACACAGAGCCACUGGCCUGAAACAUUUCAAAGUUCAGCCUCGCAGAAAUUUUAUGAGACCGAGAGCCUCUGGCCUGAAACAUUUCAAAGUUCAGCCUCCCAGAAUUGUAACCAAACUGAGAGUCUCUGGUCUGAGUGUUUCAACAAUUUUGUUCACUUGCGUCAGCUUGAGAGACUGAAACUGGUCUGCUCAAGCCAAUCAUUCACUGGAGAGCCACCAUUGUUACACCAUCUAAAAGCUUUUCCAACAACUCUCAAGAAGUUAAGUUUGAGCUUCAGCCGUCUUCCAUGGGAACAUUUUAGGCUUCUUGGUGAGCUACCCAAUCUUGAGGUGCUAAAACUCACCAGCUAUGCCUUUACCGGACGAAAGUGGGAACUUGUUGACGGUCAUGAAUUCAGGCAACUCAGGUUCCUACUACUAGGGCUUACAGAUUUAGUGGAAUGGGAAACCGAUAGUUGUCUCUUUCCAAAACUGGAACACCUUGCUUUGAAGCAAUGCUAUGCGCUGAGUAGCAUACCUUAUGCCAUUGGGGAAUUUCCAAAUCUGAAAAAGUUGGAGCUACAUGAAUGCUGCCCUGAUGCAGAGAGUUGUGCAAGAGAAAUUCAACAAGACCAGAUUGAUUUGGGGAAUGAUCAUCUUGAUGUUAUCAUUGUUGAUAGACAAUAUCAGAUAACACUACUGCAAAGUACAGAAAAUUAUGCCACUGCUGUGCAGAAUUAUGGAAAAUGAUUCUCUGUACGUGUGUUGGGUGCAUAAGCAUUUGUUUUUGAUCUUAUGUUGUCAUUCUGUAUUGUGUGUAGGAUGCAUAAGCAUUUGUUUUUGAUCUUAUGUUGUCAUUAACUCAUUACAGUUGUCUCUGCAUAUUACAACUGUCUUCAACCACAGUCCACGUAUGCAGUAGUAGCCAUUAAUAUUCAUAGAUCAUAGAAACCUGGUUUAUCGCUU